UCUGCAGAUAAAGGAAUUGGGACACCAGGAAAUCACUUACAUUAACUAUGAAUAAGAAUUUGACCAAGGGCUACUCCAGAUCCAGAAAUUAAGCAAAAUGUAUAGACCAGGGGACACAGUGAAACGUCGACUCAAUAUUCAUGCUUCUCCUCGGAUAAGAAGUGUGGAAGUUGCAAGAGGAAGAGCUGGCUAUGGGUUCACCCUUUCUGGACAAGCUCCAUGUGUUCUUAGCUGUGUCAUGAAAGGAAGUCCUGCAGAUUAUGUGGGCCUUAGGGCAGGAGAUCAAAUAUUUGCAAUUAAUGAAAUUAAUGUUAAAAAAGCUUCUCAUGAAGAUGUGGUCAAACUAAUAGGAAAAUGUUCUGGAGUCCUACACAUGGUCAUUGCUGAAGGCACAAGUCAUAUUGACUCAUGUUCUAGUGAUGAAGAAGUUGGUUUUUAUGAUGGGAAAGGGUGGUUGAAGCCAAAGCCUGACUCUAAAGUCUUGGGUAUAAAUAGAGCAGAGAAGGUUGUUGAAGAAAUGCAGUCUGGUGGAAUUUUCAACAUGCUCUUUGAAAAUCCUAGCUUUUGUGCGUGUAAUGUGGAUAAUUCAGUACCAAAACAAAGAUCUCUUUCUGAGACUGCUGCUAUUAAAUUUGAAAUUGGACAUGAACAUAUCAAUAAUAACCCUAAUUUACUUUCAAAGGAAGAAAUAUCUAAAGUGUUACAUGAUGAUUCAGUUUUUCAAAUUGGACCGGAAAAUCCAGAAGACUUUGCGUUAGAUGCAAGUAUUUUAAAUGUUGCUAUGGUGGUAGGUUACCUCGGCUCUAUUGAACUUCCUUCAACAAGCUCAAAUUUGGAAAAUGAUAGUUUGCAGGCUAUUCGGGGAUGUAUGAGACGACUUCGGGCAGAACAGAAAAUCCAUUCAUUGGUAAUGAUGAAGAUUAUGCAUGACUGCAUUCAGCUCUGCAGUGACAAGUCUGGUGUAGUGGCAGAGUAUCCUGCAGAGAAACUGGCAUUUAGUGCUGUGUGCCCUGAUGAUAGAAGAUUUUUUGGGCUAGUUACCAUGCAGACCAAUGAUGAUGCAAGUUUGGCUCAGGAAGAUGAAGAGGUUCUGAGGACAUCUUGUCAUGUGUUCAUGGUCGAUCCAGAAUUAUUUCAUCAUAAAAUUCACCAAGGAAUAGCAAGACGUUUUGGACUAGAGUGUACGGCAGAUCCAGACACAAAUGGCUGUUUAGAAUUUCCAACGUCAUCUUUACCUGUUCUUCAAUUUAUUUCUGUUCUCUAUAGGGAUAUGGGUGAGCUGAUUGAGGGAAUGCGAGCAAGAGCUUUCCUUGAUGGUGAUGCAGAUGCUCAUCAGAAUAACAGUACGAGUAGUAACAGUGAUAGUGGUAUUGGAAAUUUUAACCAAGAAGAAAAAAGCAAUAGAGUUUUGGUGGUUGAUUUAGGAGGCAAUCCAAGUAAACAUAUACCUAAUAGUAUAUGGGAAAAUCCAGUUGUAAGGGGACAGAAUCAACAUACUUCCCAGUGGAAUAGCUUCUGUCAUGAACAAGAAGGAAGCACUCCUUUAGAAGUAAUUCAGAAUGACAAAUCACAAAGUAAGCACUUAAGUCCUUCAGCUCGUAUUGAAGUUCCACUAGUUUCUUCUCGAAGUUCAGUGCCACCAUCCAAGAAAAGUACUAUAGGCGUAGGCAAUCAGAGAUGGUUGCCUGUUCAUGUCUUGCGAGAAUGGCAACAUGGAAAUGCCAGUGACCAGGAGUCUUAUACAGAUUCUACAGAUGGCUGGUCAAGUGUUAACUGUGGUACUCUUCCCCCUCCGAUGAAUAAGAUUCCAGCUGACAGAUAUAGAGUUGAUGGCAGCUUUGGGCAGCCCCAAUUAACGUCUCAUAAAAAUGAAUGGUCUAAGAAAGUGUUUUGCGCCCACAACAAGUUUGGCCCUCCACACAAUAUUAGAAAGUCUAAAGAAGCUAAAAAGGUAAGAAUCAUACAGGGUACUGCAAAGCACUCUGAAGUUACUGUUGCAUUUGUUUAAUAAAACUUCUAAUUUGUGUAACAUUUAUAAUUGCAAAAUUGUACAUAGAAUUGAUACUUCGCACCCCUUUCUUUUUCACAUCUGCAUUUACCACAAAUGCUGUGAUUUACUCAUCAACCUAUUUAUGGGGAAGCCUGACUGAUAUUGUCUUGCAUAAAAAUAUCUGAGGAUCUUAAAGUACCUUACAAAUAUUAAUUAAUUCCCAGGAGUUAAUAAAAAAGUUAAAAUGAAGUUAAAGCUGACAAAAUAUUUCGGUAACUUAUGGUUGAAAGGAUAUUGUUGGCAAAACCCCACCUUUUAAAAAGGAAAUUCACAGUAGAUGUUAAAUUUAAAUACAAACACGUGAGAAAGCAGAAAGUCAAAGAUAAACUUCCUUUACUAUUCCAAAUGUUUAGCAUUGUAAUAGCUUAAUUUUGCUAAAAGUUUUCAUGUAAAAAUU
Molecule: messenger RNA, 2447 nt
Organism: Pelodiscus sinensis (Chinese soft-shelled turtle)
Lineage: Eukaryota; Metazoa; Chordata; Testudines; Trionychidae
Source: RefSeq, a predicted model, not a curated record